CAUCUUAAGGCUGCUACUAGAUAUAUAUAUUCUACCCUCCUCUAGAUUUCAAUUGUGUAACUAGCUAGUUAGGAUGAAGUUCAUGAGUAGCUUCCAGUGCUUGAUGGGGGGGAACGUGGUGCAAUUUCAAGGCUCCUCCUCCUCCUCCUCCUCCUCGGUAUCACAUUCACAGUCAACCUUAGAUGAUAAAAAGAAUACUGUGACCAAGAAGAGGAAGGCAAAGGCAAAGAAAAAGAAGCAGGAUCGUAAAGUAAUCAAGGUGUUCAAACCAGACGGGGAAAUUAAUCUGUACCACAAGCCCAUCAAGGUCUCAGAGGUGAUGACUGAGGAAUGCAUGGUCUGCAGAUCGGAUUCAUUUUACAUAGGACAGAAGAUUCCGCCACUCGCCCAACACGACCGCCUCCAGCCGGGCCACACCUACUUCCUCCUCCCGGCUCAUCUCUUUCAUUCCGUCCUCUCGUUUGUCACUAUCGCCUCCUUUACUGCAGUACAACAGCAACAAGACACUACUGCUGCUGACAAUAUGAAGAUGAAAGCCGCCUUUUUGAAGAAGGCUGCAGCAAGCUCAUGCUCCCCGUUUGAUAUCCAGAAGACCCCAUCUGGGACUCUCAGGAUUCGGGUAUCAGAGCUAUUUAUAUCACAGCUCAUGAUGGACCAAGCUGCUGCUGCUGCUGCUGGUUCUAAGGAUUUGAUUGGUCUAGAAGAAACUAAUUCUUUACUGUGCACCACUCCCCAGUUGCAUAGAGAUUACAAGCAGCUGGUGGUUGGAUCACGGAGGGCUUGGAAACCGAAGCUGGAGAUGAUCAAAGAGACUCCGCUUAAAGGUAAAAGGAAGGUCAAAAUGUUACUCUCGGCGUCCAUCAAUCGUAUGAAGAGAAAAAUCAAUAAAAACCCUCAAAUAUCAUCAUCGUCGGCUUCUCCCCUUAAGAAGAGGAAAAAGAAGAUCAAGACCAAGAAAAGUAUCAAGCUGGCCUCUAACAAGACCACAUCCGGAAACCCGAAUUAGCUACAUCCUUUUUAAUAAAAUUACUUGUUAGUUUGAUAGUUUCUGUACAUUCGUUUUUGUAGCUGUCCUCAUAUGAAAGAUGGAUUGUAUAAUACCGUAGUAAUUCGAUCAACUAGUCAAUAACAAUACCAUACAUACAUAGGUCACUUCUUUUACACAUUUUCUUGUAAACAAAAUAUCAAAAGAAUUGUUGGAAUAGUCAUUUGUCAUAU
This is a messenger RNA of Helianthus annuus (common sunflower), 1218 nucleotides long. RefSeq lists its product as uncharacterized. The record is from RefSeq and is a predicted model, not a curated record. The transcript has a single exon. The coding region runs from base 74 to 1006 and encodes 310 amino acids. NCBI's taxonomy places the organism in Eukaryota, Viridiplantae, Streptophyta, Magnoliopsida, Asterales, Asteraceae.